This is a messenger RNA of Zea mays, 815 nucleotides long. RefSeq names its product glycine-rich protein GRP5. The record is from RefSeq and is marked provisional. Lineage: Eukaryota; Viridiplantae; Streptophyta; Magnoliopsida; Poales; Poaceae.
ACCCCAAGCCGCGUCCUACGUGGUCGAGGACUACAGCAAGAAAUGGGGGUCUACAAGUCUGCAGUUCUGCUUGGUGUGGUUUUGGCCUCAGUCCUUCUCGGCUUCCUGGACGUUGUGUACGCAAGGGAGCUCACUGAAGCCAAUGGCUCUGGAGUGAAGAAUAAUGUGAAGCCUGCAGGAGAGCCUGGGCUCAAGGAUGAGAAGUGGUUUGGUGGUGGAUACAAGCAUGGUGGAGGGUAUGGAAACAACCAGCCAGGAUACGGUGGCGGAGGAAACAGCCAACCUGGAUACGGCGGCGGAGGAAACAGUCAGCCCGGAUACGGUGGAGGAUACAAGCGCCAUCACCCUGGUGGCGGCUACGGGUCUGGACAAGGAGGGCCUGGAUGUGGAUGUGGAGGAGGGUAUGGAGGUGGCAAUGGUAGUCCUGGGUACGGCGAUGACAAUGGUGGUGGCAGUGGCACUGGUGGCGGAAAUGGCAAUGCUGGUGGGUACGGAGGAGGAGGAGGCGGCGGUUAUGGAGGCGGCUACGGCAGUGGUAGUGGUACAGCACCAGGAGGCGGAUAUCAUGGCGGUGGUGGUGCACAACGCUACGCUGGGCAAAACUAGCAAGAACAACCCCUUAUGCUAGUUUAUGUUAAAUAAACGAUCCAUUGUUCAUGUGACUGAGCAAUUUAAGCAGUGAAGGAUCUUGACUCGUGUUAUUUGUGUUACCAUAUGUAUUGGUUGUUUUAUGUUUAAGAUGAAUGUACACCGCUAUUUGUAUGUCGAACUCGUUGCAUGGAGAUGAAAAAAAAAGGCACAAAAACAUCAGCAAA